AGCCUUCACUGCACAAGGCUUCAGUUCAUUAUCGAUUUUCUUAUCUUUACUUGUCUCACUGACACACUAGCACUUGAGCUAGUAGUAGUACAUAAUUGUAGUAGUUGAGCUUGCCGCUGUCUGCAGUGCGCCAUAUUUCGGGCACGUAGCAGUCGUUUCGAUGAUUGCUCCCGAAGCCUUCUCCGUGAGCUAGGCCUCAAGCUGCUCAACUCGAGUACUAGUAUUAUUGACGUGCAUCAAGUAUCAGUUAUAAUUUGGUGCACGGUUUGUUCCAUGCACAGUGCAGCGAAGGCGGUUUCGGUUCAUUGUUCAGAUUUGUGUCGUCUCGUGAAGCUGGUCUGCGUCUGUACUUUGUGUGCGUGUACCAGUGUCAUGUGCUGCGUUGGGAGCCGAGUUUAGAGAGAUUUCUGGGGAAUUUGUAGACAUAAUAUUUAAAGAUACUCUUACUCCUACCCUCGGGACCUCAGGGCAGCACUUGUUCUCGAGUAAAUAGUUUGAAAUAGGCCGUGAUUGGAUCCGCCGCAUGCACCAGUCGCAAUGAGGCUGCCCUCGAUGUCGUCCGUCGCUCAGACGUCGGCAUUUGUUGUGCUUCUCCUGGUGCUGUACCUGAUCCUUGAUGGCUGCGACCCGCGCAUUGCUGGCAGCACAGUCCACCAUGCAACCCACGCGCACCUAGCCAAGCUGAAAGCACAGCGCCUGGUGAAGAAGGAGCUGCAGGAAGAGGUUGCGGCGCUGGACAAGCGCCUGGAAGAGCUGCGCAAGGAGAAGAGAAAACUGGCGGCGGCACAGCAGGACGCGGCCGAUCAGCAGGUGGAGAACAGCGUACAGCCGUGGGAGUUCGUCACCGACUCCAUCUACUACCUGACGGAGUCCGCGCAGAUGUCGAUGGCGGCGCACGUGUACACAUCCGCGUUCGCCGAGCGCCGCCUCGAGCUCAGUAGCCUGCUGGCCAGCGCGAAGGAGCUCGCGGACUCCAUGGCGAAGAAGACCGAAUCACAGAGCUCGUUGCGCUACUCGUACGGAUUCCUGAAGUUCGAUCCCGUGCAGGGGCUGGACGGCGAGUUCCACUACUCGGGCAGCGGAGGUGCGAUGUACGCACUGCGCGCCGCCCGCGACUUUGGCCCCCCGGUCGUCGUGGCAACGGAGACGCUGAACAAGUACGGCGCUCACGUUCACAUGGUGAUGCCGCUGUCGGGCCGUCUCGACAAGCUCGCCUUCUUCCUGGACACGUUCCUGCAGGUGUACGCCUCCGACUCGAGCCUGUUCCUGACCAUCGUCUACUUCGGCUGGGAGGGCAUGGACGAAGCGCAGGCCAUGACGCAAAAGAAGCUGGCUGAGAGGCACGCGCAGAAGCCCGUCUACCGCUUCAUCCGGCACGAGGGCAAGUUUAGCCGCGGUGUCGGCCUGCAGCACGGCGCCUUUUCCAACGACAGUUGGCCCGUCGCCGACCCCGCGGCGACGGGCUCUGAAAGCGCGCUGCCCGACCGCAAGUCCAUGCUGCUGUUCUUCAUCGACGUCGACAUCCUGUUCGACGAGGCGGCGCUGGUCCGCUGCCGACUACUGACCGAGCGCGGCAGGCGAGUGUACUACCCGAUCGUGUUCAGCCAGUACAAUCCGGAGGUGGCGUAUCGGCAUCUGGACGAGGCGCCGGAGCUGCGCGACCGCACCGAGCACAACUACACGAGCGGCUUCUGGCGCUCGUUUGGCUUUGGCAUGGCGUGCGUGCACUACGCCGACUUCAACGCGUCCGGCGGCUUCGACCUGAACAUCAAGGGCUGGGGCGCGGAGGACGUGAUGCUCUAUCGCAAGUUCAUCGCCCAGCGCAAGGUACAGGUGAUGCGCGCCGUCGACCCCGGCCUCUUUCACAUCUUCCACGAGAAGGUGUGCGACAAGACGCUCAACGCCGAGCAGAUGCGCAUGUGCCAGGGCACGAAGGGUGUCAACGAAGCGUCGCCGGAGCAGAUGGGCUACUUGCUUUACAAGUAAGCAAGCAUGCACGAUGCUGCUACGGCUGCUGCUGCCAACGCAUGCUUGUGAUUCGCUAGGCCAGCGUGGAUUGGCUCUGCAGCUGUAUCGUGAAAGAAUAUUGACGGAUCUGUGUCACGUACCCUGGAGCGUAUUUCUACCUAGGUGAUUAGAACUCUGGAGCUGAGUAAGGUAGUUCUCUCUCUCUCUCUCUCUCUCUCUCUCUCUCUCUCUCUCUCUCUCUCUCACUCACAGGUUUUCUCCCUCUGCCUGUCUGUCUGGGUUUUUUUCUUCGCUUAUUUUAUACAGAUAUUUUAUACUGAUUUAUUUGGUGAAAACAAAAGAACCAGGCUUUAACCGAGUUCUGCGUCACGCACCCCCUUCUCUUCUUCGGUGCUUUGUUUCUCUCUGUCACGUCGCUCUCUUUUCUUUUACCCUUCCUACAGUAUCCAGUUAGAAUCAGUGUCCUGAGCAGACCAUAUUGUUAGCCUAUCACACCGCCUACGGUCCUUUUUAUUUAUUCAUCUCCAGUACUAGUAACCUAACCGCCAUAAUUCUACUAUUAUGCUCUGCAGGCUUCAGCAUGUGUGCACGUUUUCGCUGGACGGAAACUCCUUGGUAUUGUGUUCAUUGUAUCAGGAUAUAUAUAUUAUACUUUUCGAAUACGACCGUACGUACUUGCAGUGCAUCGUAGCAUUUGUACACUCGCUGUAUUUUUAUGCUUCAAGUACACGAUGCUGGCUAUCCACAUGUGACCUGUGCUCAUGCACCCUGUUGGUUCUGUACAUUUCAAUUUUGCAAAUAUCCUAUGUGCAUUGUUAAUUUGUGUUUCGUCUAAAGUUUUUUUUUCAAGUCCUCUGCUGCAGCUAUGGCCCGUAUGGGCUCUUGAUCUUGUCAAUCUUCCUGACCUACAGUUUUCGAAAAGUAUUAUCAUACUGCUCUGGGAAUUUACCAGAUGUA
Molecule: messenger RNA, 2925 nt
Organism: Sycon ciliatum
Lineage: Eukaryota; Metazoa; Porifera; Calcarea; Leucosolenida; Sycettidae
Product: chondroitin sulfate N-acetylgalactosaminyltransferase 1-like
Exons: 1
Coding region: 538-1986 (482 amino acids)
Cellular component (GO): Golgi cisterna membrane
Molecular function (GO): glucuronosyl-N-acetylgalactosaminyl-proteoglycan 4-beta-N-acetylgalactosaminyltransferase activity
Source: RefSeq, a predicted model, not a curated record